AUGCAAAACACAGGAAAACUCGCUGGCAUUACGCUGUUUAUUACCGGUGCAUCUAGAGGCAUUGGCAAGGCGAUCGCACUGAAAGCUGCUCGAGAUGGUGCCAACAUUGUGCUAGCGGCCAAAACGGCAGAGGCACAUCCGAAGCUACCUGGAACCAUCUACACAGCUGCGGCGGAAAUUGAAGCGAUCGGUGGCAAAGCAUUACCAUGCAUCGUUGACGUGCGCAGUGAAGAAGCUGUCCGAGCAGCGGUACAAAAAGCAGUACAAACGUUCGGUGGUAUCGAUAUUGUGGUUAACAAUGCUAGUGCCAUUUCCCUGACUCCAACCGAGGAAACGGAUAUGAAGCGAUACGACCUGAUGCACAAUAUCAACACCAGAGGGACUUUUCUAGUAUCGAAAGAAUGUCUACCGUAUCUGCGCAAAAGUAAGCAUGCACAUAUUCUGAACAUUUCGCCACCGUUAAACAUGGAACCUCACUGGUUCAGUAACCAUGUGGCCUAUACCAUGGCCAAAUAUGGCAUGUCCAUGUGUGUCCUCGGUAUGGCACGGGAGUAUGAGAGUGCCAACAUUUCCGUGAACGCUUUAUGGCCCCGUACGAUCAUUUACACCGCCGCAGUAGAGAUGUUGCACGGACAGGAAGGGUAUCCGUUCUCCCGCAAGCCAGAAAUUAUGGCGGAUGCUGCUUAUGCGAUCCUUUGCCGAACGCCAGGGACUAGCACUGGUAACUUUUUCAUCGACGAUGAGGUACUGGCCGCCGAAGGAAUCAAGGAUUUUGCACAAUACGCUUGCGUUCCUGGAAACGCGCUUACUCUCACGCCGGAUAUCUUUGUAAACGAAACGAAAUCAAAGCUCUAA
Molecule: messenger RNA, 855 nt
Organism: Anopheles marshallii
Lineage: Eukaryota; Metazoa; Arthropoda; Insecta; Diptera; Culicidae
Product: hydroxysteroid dehydrogenase-like protein 2
Exons: 4
Coding region: 1-855 (284 amino acids)
Cellular component (GO): mitochondrion
Source: RefSeq, a predicted model, not a curated record